GCAUCGUAGCAGGCGCAUUGGUAGAGUCGAUAAGAUUAAGUCGCAUAUUUUCAUACUCUUUCGUGCGUUUAACGAUACAACUUAUCGCAGUGAAUCUGUUGGAAAUCGCGCCUGUUUGGGUGGGUGAGUUUGCACGUGGUAAAUGGUAGUAUGUACGCGCGUCACAACGUUGGGCCACGUAUUUUCCGUCCGGUAUAGUGGUGCAACUUGAUCGAACGUAAGCGACAGAGGCACAAAGAUCGAGAGGAAGGAGAAGCAACACUGAAAAGGCGACACACACGAAAAAGAAGCGAUCAAGUGAACGGAACACAAAGAUCGGGGACAAGAUACGAAAUUGCGAGAGCAGCCGAAGACUGUACAACGAAGAAGGAAAGAGACCGAGGAAGAAGGCGGAGAAGGACAGCGAUAGAAAUCUCAUUUCGACGAGUAACUAGCCACAAGCAAGAUGAGCUGCUGCACGAGUGCUCCGAUUGUAACCCAAACCUGUGAGACUCUUCUGAGCAAGUGCGAAGUGCCGAUCAUCGACCUCGCUCACAUGGGCACUGAGAGAUGUCCUCAGAAGGGUGUCGUGAAGCAAGUCGCUUCAAAGCUGCUAAGGGCGCUGUCCGAGAAAGGACUGGCCUUGCUCGUCAACCACGGCAUUCCGGAAUGCAAGAUGAAGGCCGCUUACAGAGCUUUCGAUGCAUUCUGCGAACUUCCAGAAGAAGUACGUAACAAAUAUCAACGCACUCCGUCAGACAAUUAUGGAUACGUGAAACCAGGACCCUCAAAAUAUACUGACGAGAAAGAAGUUCGUCAUGUUUUCAAUGUGACUGGAUGCGCAGGAACUCUUCCAGAUGAAGAAGUGCCUGGUUUCAGAUCGGCAGUCGAUGAACUUGCGCGCGAUUUUAAACAACUAUCUGCUAUGCUUUUAACCGCUCUGGCCGUGGGCCUAGAGCAAUCCCCCGAUUUCCUGCUCUCGAAGCAUUCACGUAUGCUGGGACCUGGUAACGAGUCAACCCUUCGUCUUCUUUACUAUCCUCCUCUUGGUGCACCAGCACCAGGAUUGGCUCGUUGUGGCGCUCAUUGUGAUUAUGGAACUUUUACAUUAUUGGCACAGGAUUGCGAAGGUGGUCUAGAGAUACAAACACCAUAUGGAGAACGAUGGGGUAGAGUAGGCCAUCUUCCAGGUGCUAUUUUAGUGAACACUGGUGACAUAUUAGCGAACUGGACAAACAAUCAAUUACCAGCAUUGAGACAUCGAGUGGUUGUACCCGAACUCUGUGGUCGGGGUCGUCAUUCCAUUGCAUUUUUUGUACAUCCAGAUACUAAUAUUCCGAUUGAGCCAUUAGAUACAAAAAUUGCAAAAACUAAUCAAGAAUCAGCACCAUGUCGUUUACAGAAAAAAAAACGUGGCGUUUUAACAGCGUAUCAGCAUAUUCAACGCCGUCUUCGAGAAACUUAUGCUUCUUAACGUUGUUAACGCAAUUGCAUCUCUGUAUUUCUAGAUAAGAAUACUUUAGUACGACUACCGUUGAAAUUUACGCUGAAAAAGACUAAAUUUUUAAUAUCAAAAUAACAUGAUAAAUUUUUAC
Messenger RNA from Eufriesea mexicana, 1574 nucleotides. RefSeq names its product UPF0676 protein C1494.01. The transcript is spliced from 7 exons. The coding region runs from base 446 to 1453 and encodes 335 amino acids. NCBI's taxonomy places the organism in Eukaryota, Metazoa, Arthropoda, Insecta, Hymenoptera, Apidae. The record is from RefSeq and is a predicted model, not a curated record.